AUGAUUCUUCUUCUAAUCGUCGAUUUCCGCCGUCACAAAUUCUCCGUCCCUUACUCCAUCUCGCUUCACAAACUCCGCCGUCCUUCAAUAUUCACCGCCAUCUCACUCAAGCUUCAAGUGUUCUCGCCAACUCCGAAUUCAGGUGGAAAUGGGCACACAAGAAAUAAAUAUAAUAAUGGUACAACCGAGAAUAACCAUGGGAAAGAGACUCAAACCUUGGAGACGAUUACUGAGGAAAUGUUGGAAGGAAAUGAGACAUUUAAAGACAAACCACCACAACUUUGGGUGGAUGUUAUCAAGGGGAAUCGAUUACUAGCUAAUGGAAGUGAGCUUACAUACACUAUCCCUCAAACAAUUAAUGGUAAAGUUGAAGUUCAGAUUGAGGAACAAGAUGUAGUAUUGGAGAAAGAAUUCUAG
Messenger RNA from Vicia faba (fava bean), 417 nucleotides. The record is from the annotation of a GenBank genome assembly. Lineage: Eukaryota; Viridiplantae; Streptophyta; Magnoliopsida; Fabales; Fabaceae.